UCAUUGUUUAGUUCAUUAAAAUUAUACGCUUAUGGACAUGUGUAUUUACUUCAUAGAUAUUUCUUAUCGCCGGUAUAGAAUAACUGCUAUCAAGACCGAGAGUCCCGUUUGACCUUGAUUUAUUUCCUGUUACUUUAUAGCAUGUUUAUUUUUGGACCCAAUUUCUUUCUCUCUCUUACACCCCUAUUUCUGUGGGUGGAAGGCUCUCAGAAUCUCACAUCAGAAUGCAGACCCUUGGAUGUCGUUUUUCUAAUUGAUGGCAGCGGAAGUGAAACCAACGACUCUUUUCGAGAUCAAUUAGAAUUUAUGGAAGAAAUUGUGCAAACAUCUGGCUUGUACAAUAAAGACACACACUUUGGCGCUGUUAGCUUUUCAAGCAAAGCCAGACUAGAAUUUAACUUAAAUCAGUAUUCAUCGAGUGUAGAUACAAUUCUCGCAAUCAAAAAAAUAACACAGAGUGGACAAUUCACCCGUUUAGAGAAUGGUUUUGAUUUUGUCACCAACAUUAGUUUCACGAAAGAUGGCGGUGAUCGCCCGGAUGUUGAUAAUGUGCUAAUAGUGAUGACGGAUGGAAUAUUCCAUCCAGAAAAUGCAUCUGAACCAGCAGAAAUACUCUUGGGAAAUGGCGUCAAAAUUGUUCUCAUUCUUUUUACAACCAAUAUGACUGAUAGAUUAACCAACAACGCACAAAGCAUUACAGACCUUAAAAACGCUUAUACAAGGGAUACUUUUGAACCGCUGGAAUUAUUUUGUCCAAACACUUCUACGCAAUCAGCCAACACAACAGUGGUGGUCCCGCCAUCAUCGACUGGAGUACCGACGACAACAACUGAUGUUGUUCCACCGCUGAUCUCCACAACAAUUCCGUUUACAACAAACCCAGCCUGUAGGGACAAAAUCUCAAGAUGCGCGAGCUACGGGGCUGAAAUCUGUACCCUCUACAGAUCUUGGGCCGAGAAACAAUGUCCCUGCUUCUGUAAAUUUGACCAGGGUUCAACUUCAGUCAAAACAGAUCACGGAUCAGUUACUCAACCAACAAACACCAAAAUCUGGAUCACUAUCACAAAUAAACUUGGAUGAUAAAUAUAAAAUUCUGUGUUGUUUUAUAUA
Magallana angulata is the source of this 1110-nucleotide messenger RNA. Its product is annotated as collagen alpha-4(VI) chain-like. The coding region runs from base 142 to 1080 and encodes 312 amino acids. Lineage: Eukaryota; Metazoa; Mollusca; Bivalvia; Ostreida; Ostreidae. The record is from RefSeq and is a predicted model, not a curated record. The transcript is spliced from 5 exons.